UGCUGAGCGCAUCUUAGCCGCCGCACCCAUAGGCAGAGUUAUCGGAAUCCCUCCUACAUCACUGGUCGGUUAUGGCCCUCUAGUCAUGCUACCAGAUUGACAGCAUCUUGAAAGGAACGAGAAGAUAAGCGUGCGUUGCAUGCAGCCGACAUGGAAUGUGUAUAUGCAACAGCACAUAGAAAUUCAUCUCUGAGUUAGCUAAACGUCCGUGCAUGAAAUCAUGGCUAAGCAAUAUGAUGUUCUGUUCAGACUCUUGCUUCUUGGAGACUCCGGAGUCGGAAAAACCUGUUUAUUAUGCAGAUUCACGGACAAUGAAUUUCACCCUUCACAUAUUUCCACAAUAGGUGUCGAUUUCAAAAUGAAGACCUUAAUGAUAGAUGGAAUUAAAGUAAGGAUACAGAUAUGGGAUACGGCAGGCCAGGAGAGAUACCAGACUAUAACCAAACAGUACUACAGACGAGCACAGGGAAUCUUCCUGGUGUAUGACAUCACAAGCGAGCGGUCCUUCCAGCACAUUAUGAAGUGGGCCAGUGAUGUGGAUGAGUAUGCUCCUGAAAAAGUACAGAAGAUUCUUAUAGGGAAUAAAUCGGACGAGGAGCACAAGAGACAGGUGGCUACAGAGCAGGGUACCAAGCUUGCCAAAGCUUAUGGAAUGGACUUCUACGAGACAAGUGCCUUCACCAACCACAACAUCAAGGAGUCUUUCACACGGCUGGCCGAGCAGGUCCUUCAAGCUAACUGGAAAGACCUGGAUGUACUGAGAGCAUCUGUGACUGACGAGCUCAACAUCACCGCCCUGGAGGAUGAAGAAGGCAUAGGCGAUGGCCAUGGAGACUCACAAAAAGCCUGCUGGUGUUAAAAGCAAAGCAGGAAAUGACAUUGCCUCCUCAUGCAAUCAAGGCCUGUUAUAUUUUUCUUUAUGGACAAACAUUUACACUGGUAUGAACAUUAGUUUCCACACUGUCUCGCUGUGACGUGUCCAGACUGAGGUCAGCAGGGUUUGGUGCCUUGAGUGGCUCUUUCUCCAGGACACCAUGAACUGAAUGAACAGAGGUGCCUCUCCUGCGUGAGUGUCUGUGGGUUUGAAACACACUCUUUGCUACCUGCACAGUGCCAUACACAAUUUGGCCCACUAGAUGGCGUCGCCUGCUUUCUAAUGGCUGUGAUGAGGGAUAUGAGGGAUGCAGAGGAGUUUAAAUAUGGCGGAGGAUUCUUAAAUCCAAGGUACCUCUACACGUGAUGAACGGCUCAGUGGGUGUCAAAAGGAUGUUCGGGUAUUAUGUAGCUGAUUCUUUGUUAGUUUUUUUGGUCAUAUCUGCCUGGGUUUCCCUGGAUUGUUCCACUGUGGUGUGUGUAAGGCCUUUUGAAGACCAACAGUAUGUGCAGUGAGUGGUCUGUAUAAAGAUAUGACUGUUUGUUGCGGUUCCAGCAGUUUGAAAUGCGUGUGAUUAAUGAGUAGACUGUCUUCAUGCCCCCCGCAAAACGAAAGGCCAAAACCUGGGGCUUUGACUUGAGUGUGAAACCGUACCUUUGAGAUAAUAGUACGUUUCAGGUUGACAUUCAGGUGUGGUCUACAGUACAUAAAAAAGGCAACCGCACAGCAGUUUGUUUGGCGCAGCUAAUUUCACCACAGCUGUUCUAUGACUGUGCAACUUCUUCAGCUGAAACAAGGGUCACUGCAAAACGUCCUCAGUGGAAUGUUUUAAUCAUCAAAUGCUUGUAUAGUUGCUGUUUGCAUCCUUGGCGUCAAAUAAUGCAACUUGCUGACCCAGCUUCUGUUGUACAGUAUAGCAGAAAUUCACCAUUUGCACUGCAGACUAUCAUGCUGGGGAUAUAGUGCAGAAGUGGUUCGCAACUCAUAUCAUAUUUUUCAAGUAUUUAUACUAUUGCACCAGUGUCAUGCAUUUUGAUUGUGUCUUGGUUUAAAUAUGAUCAAUUGUUGAAAUAGACAUUUUAGUUCAUAUCCCCUUAAACAUUUGACUUAAAUUGGAUAUGUUAAAUCAAGAUGUUUCAAUUCAUUGAUUUUAAAAGGUUACAUGUGCAGUAUGGAGACCUGAUUCAGUUCAGUAAAAAGCAAGAUUUACUUGGUUUUGUCUUUUAUUCAUAUCCACUAUUCCAACUUCAGUGAAGUUAAAUCUCAACUGAUCAUGGUAUACAGUAUAUUGCAAGCAUUUCACUAGAGACUACCGCAGAAGCAGUGAUUAUGGAACUUGCUUGGAUGCAUCUACCGCAAUGAUUCAAUGUAACCAGUGCAAACCAAGAACAGAUUAUUUGUAUGUGUGUAUAAGUGAUAUUACGGUGUGUUGUAUACUGAAUGAUGUAAAAUGCUUUAGAUGCUAAUAUAUCUUUGUGUCAUUCAUUAAAAAUGUUUCUCUACACUUGUGAAAAUA
Sardina pilchardus (European sardine) is the source of this 2390-nucleotide messenger RNA. It is a transcript of the gene rab15, whose product is annotated as RAB15, member RAS oncogene family. The record is from RefSeq and is a predicted model, not a curated record. Gene Ontology annotation, molecular function: GTPase activity; GTP binding. Gene Ontology annotation, biological process: Rab protein signal transduction. Lineage: Eukaryota; Metazoa; Chordata; Actinopteri; Clupeiformes; Clupeidae. The transcript has 7 exons. Bases 221 to 859 code for a protein of 212 amino acids.